AAAAAAAAAAAAAAAGUUUGACGCGGGAGAAGUCUCAGCAAUGGAGGGCGAAUUCUGAGAGGCUGAAACUUCGCAUCCCCAAGAGUCAAAAGGCAAGAACCCCUAUUCUUUAAUCUCUAUAGUUUUUGUUUGACCAAUCGAACUUGCAGCGCACGUCAAUAUCUCUCUUUUUGUGCCGAUCUGUCUUCGGUGUCAAAUGGGAUGAGCCGGAGGUGGUCGAGUUCAGUGGCGAGAAUGGCGGAGGAGUUUAGCAAGGCUGAGGUGCAUGCUACUGCAACAUCAUCAGCAUCGAGAUCAAAGAGGAAUUGGGCCUGGCCUUCUGUUCUUCGCUGGAUCCCAACCUCAACUGACCAUAUUAUCGCUUCUGAGAACCGUCUCCUCUCGUUAGUCAAAACUCCAUAUGUUCAAGAACAGGUUAACAUAGGAUCUGGGCCACCGGGGUCUAAGGUCAGGUGGUUUCGUUCUUCGAGUGAUGAGCCUAGGUUUAUCAAUACAGUUACGUUUGACAGUAAGGAUGAUUCUCCCACACUUGUUAUGGUUCACGGUUAUGCUGCUUCUCAAGGGUUCUUCUUCCGGAACUUUGAUGCUCUUGCUAGUCGUUUCAGGAUCAUUGCUAUUGACCAACUUGGUUGGGGUGGGUCAAGCAGGCCUGACUUUACAUGCAAAAGCACUGAAGAAACAGAGGACUGGUUCAUUGAUUCCUUUGAGGAAUGGCGUAAAGCCAAAAAUCUCACCAAUUUUAUUUUACUUGGACAUUCUUUCGGUGGAUAUGUUGCAGCAAAGUAUGCCCUUAAGCAUCCUGAACACAUUCAACACCUGAUUUUGGUGGGACCUGCUGGAUUUUCAUCCGAGACAGAUGGAAAAUCUGAGAGGAUGAUAAAAUUCAGAGCCACUUGGAAAGGAGCUGUUCUAAAUCAUCUUUGGGAGUCUAACUUUACUCCUCAGAAGGUUGUCCGAGGUUUAGGACCCUGGGGUCCAAACUUGGUCCGCCGGUAUACAAAUGCUAGAUUUCGUGUACAUUCAACUGGUGAUGUGUUGAACGAAGAAGAGUCCAAAUUGCUUACAGAUUAUGUAUACCAUACUCUAGCUGCCAAGGCUAGUGGAGAGUUAUGCUUGAAGUAUAUAUUUUCCUUUGGAGCACUUGCGCGGCUGCCCCUUCUACACAGUUGGUGGCUCAGAGCUUGAGUAGAUCACAAGAGGAGCUGAGUAUAGGAUUGCCGGAUGGCUUUAAAGCAAGUGCUGAUGUUCCAGUUAUGUCCUACCUGCAUUUCACAGAGAAUAUCAUAUUUGCAAGGACCAUUGAAAGAAAAUUCAGCUCUUAAGGUUUAUUCUACGUUUGAUUUUUGAAGCUGUUUCUGAUGUGAAGACUUAUUAUAAUAAGAGUUCUCUAUUCAGAAAAUGUUCAUAAAUUGGAGGAUUUUUUAUACGACUAUGGAUGUAGAGAUGGGUGCACAUCCCUCUUACUGGUGGAUGCCACUCAAAGGGCCAGCUAUAGAUGCUUUUUAUUUCAGAUGCAAGUGAUCGAAAGGUCAUGGAAGGGUUUCUAUUUAUUUAGGCCUCUAAUAUGGUAGUUUAGUUGAGAGCACUUAGCCAUUCCCCCUAUUUAUUAAUGUCCACUUCUUGUAUGCUCACUUCUAUAAUCUGAAGAUGGAUUGGAGCAGUUUGUGGUGGUGUUGCUUUUGGUGGGUUAUCAUCAUUCAAACAACUAUCGCCUUGUGGAUUGGAGGUUGACUUGUAAUCCUGAGGUGAAAGGGGUGGUGUUUCUUUCAGUCCUUGCGUCAAUAUAAGGCCCAUUCCUGGCAUGUGGCACAAUGUCUUGGUAAGGAGAAGAUUCCUUGUGCAAAUUAGCAAUGGUAAAUAAGAACCUCCUUGGGCUUAGGGAGCGUUGCUGCCAGUUGAGUUAUGGAGUGAGCUCCAGGCAAGGGUCUUGAAGGUUUUGACUGGUCUUGAUAUUUUUUGGAUUUAAGGUUGCAGUCACAUUUUGGCUUAAUGGUGUAAGAAGAAUCCUUCAUGCACUAUUUUCCUGUACUUAUAUGUUCAGCCAGCAUGCGACAAGGCCAGAUUCUGAACUCUUAUGAUUGUAUGGGCGAUGAACUGGUAUAUUGUUGUCAAAACUCAGUCUAAGUUUUACUGAUUAGGAGAUUGCUGGUCUUUUGCAGUGAUUGAGUAGACAAUUUUUUGGUGACCAGGGGGAAGUGGCCACUUUUAGGCUCUUAAUACCCUUACUCUUGAAUAUAUGAACUUAUCACUUGGAAUGCCUA
Molecule: messenger RNA, 2261 nt
Organism: Macadamia integrifolia
Lineage: Eukaryota; Viridiplantae; Streptophyta; Magnoliopsida; Proteales; Proteaceae
Product: probable 1-acylglycerol-3-phosphate O-acyltransferase
Exons: 8
Coding region: 202-1185 (327 amino acids)
Molecular function (GO): A2-type glycerophospholipase activity
Source: RefSeq, a predicted model, not a curated record